Colletotrichum higginsianum IMI 349063 is the source of this 2370-nucleotide messenger RNA. Its product is annotated as phosphatidylinositol 3. Gene Ontology annotation, biological process: phosphatidylinositol phosphate biosynthetic process; Golgi organization; endosome organization. The transcript has 3 exons. The record is from RefSeq and is a predicted model, not a curated record. Gene Ontology annotation, cellular component: endosome; lysosomal membrane; plasma membrane. Gene Ontology annotation, molecular function: 1-phosphatidylinositol 4-kinase activity. Lineage: Eukaryota; Fungi; Ascomycota; Sordariomycetes; Glomerellales; Glomerellaceae. Bases 1 to 2370 code for a protein of 789 amino acids.
AUGCCUCGCCCCCGGCCCCCGACGACGGGCUAUGAGCGGCUCGCUCAGGCCGAUGCCCUAUCUUCCGAUUCCGAAGACGAUGGUCCCCUCACCCAGUCGUACGCCUCUCUUCAGCCGGCUUCCGGCCCUCGCUUUGCACCAAUCGCCCAGCCGCGCCCCCGCUCGGGCAUGACGACGCCGAAGCCCAUAAGCGCCGGUCCUUCUAGACCUAGGAAUCGACGUCGUGGCGGCAGCAACUCUGGCGUAGACAUCAAGGCCAUCAAUGCUCGGUUGGAGCGAUGGGCAGACGAGAUCGCUAGCCGGUUCAAACGCGCCAAGGGCCGUGGCAAGACCGGCGAGGAAGAACAUCUCGAGAUUCACCACUCGGUGUUCCAAGCACCGGAGGGUGUUCGGCCCAUUACUCCCGAGGGCUUGGCGGCGGUACAAGACGUCAUGACUAAGUCCCAAUUCGAAGAUAUCGUGCGUAGCGUCAGGCAAGCCAUUCUGCAAGGCACACACCCGCGCAUGAUCUCCCAGGGAAGCUCCGGCAGCUACUUCGCUCGGAAUACAGAAGGGAAGGUUGUGGGCGUGUUCAAGCCCAAGGAUGAAGAACCAUAUGCCGCCGGCAACCCCAAGUGGAACAAGUGGAUUCACCGGAACUUGUUCCCUUGCUGCUUCGGACGCGCAUGCCUCAUUCCCAAUCUGUCAUAUGUCAGCGAAGCCGCUGCAUACACCUUGGACUGCCAACUCCGCACUCACAUGGUGCCUUACACAGACGUUGUGUGGCUGUCUUCCAAAUCAUUUCACUACCCAUUCUGGGACCGCCGCAACUUCUACAGAAAACAAAAACCACUUCCUGAAAAGCCGGGAAGUUUCCAGGUCUUCCUCAAAGGUUUCAAGGACGCCAACGUAUUUCUGAGAGAACAUCCUUGGCCGGACCAAUAUUGGUCUGGGUUCAGAGCCAACGACCCGCAUCGCAAACGUAGGAGGAGAUGGGCAGACAACUGCCGCCCCAGCAGCGCCGCAGCACUGGAUGAUAUCGAGAGCGACGACGAAAACAGACAGGAAACCCUACCACUGGGCCCAGACAACUUUGUAUGGACCGAGUCACUGAAGCAGUCCUUUCGCGAGGAGCUCGAAAAACUGGUCAUCCUGGAUUACAUGAUGCGGAACACUGAUCGUGGUCUGGAUAACUGGAUGAUUAAGGUGGAUUGGAGCACCCAGCAAGUAUCGAUAGCGUCAGAGCCACUACAGAUGAACAUGGAGACUGGUCCGUCCGAAGAAGAUGGACCGCGGCCGGUAGACCUGAGCCAGCGAUCAGCGGCAGAAGGUCGCUCCUCGUACCCCUACAAAACUCAACAGCCUAUGAAAGCAUCGAGCCCCGUGUCAAGCUCACAGGACCCCAAGAUCACGAUCGGCGCCAUUGACAAUUCACUUUCCUGGCCUUGGAAGCACCCAGACGCAUGGCGAAGUUUCCCCUUUGGAUGGCUAUUCCUGCCAGUGGACUUAAUCGGGCGGCCGUUCUCACAAAAGACGCGGGAUCACUUCCUCCCUCUCCUGACCUCGACACAUUGGUGGAGCCAAACACAGUUGGCCUUGCGAAAAGUCUUUCAACUGGACCCCGACUUCCAGGAAAAGAUGUUUGCUCGACAGAUCGCCGUCAUGAAGGGCCAGGCAUGGAACAUUGUGGAGACGCUCAAGACGCCAGACCAUGGUCCUCUGGAACUUACACGUCGCUCCAAGGUCUGCGUCUGGGAUGACCUCGUGGAGGUUCCUGUCGCGGUUCCCAUGCGAGUAACGUCCGCCGAAAUGAUGCGUCACGAGGCAGAGUUGCGACGGUCGAUUGACGAGGGCGACAUAGGCGAUGCCAACGCGUCUACUGCGCCGCCACUGCGCGUGGACGAGGACCUGCUCGGCUUCGCCAGCCCCCCGGCCGACAUGCCUCAUCCGGGCAGGUUCGAGCUUGCGCUGAGCCCGACAGGUGAGGGUGCUCAGUCGCCAGACGAGACAUCUAUGAACGGCUCGGGGAUCCUGGCUUCGUCAGUACCGCUGGCUAAAGAUUCAACAGCGCAGCGGCCCAGAUUCUCGGGCCAAAGCCAAAGAGAAAGCUAUCACGGGUCUCGCGCUCUCAACAUGUAUUCCCCCGCCCGUCAAGAAACUCAGCAGCAACGUCGAUAUUCGUUCGCAACGGCGACAGGGCGGCGCAGCGGCAAUAGCAUCGCUCAACACCUGUAUGGUUCCCGCCCGAGCCUGGACUACGAUGAAAACGAUGUCGAGGAGGGCGACCUGGGCUAUGCGGCCGCCGAGGGAAUGGAGGGGAACCAACGGAAGGUUAUUGUGGAGAGGCUGGAGCCGGUGAAAGCCAGGAACCCGGUUUUCACUUGCUGGUGA